Messenger RNA from Penicillium odoratum, 594 nucleotides. RefSeq names its product ubiquitin-like protein HUB1. The coding region runs from base 1 to 594 and encodes 197 amino acids. Gene Ontology annotation, biological process: protein modification process; mRNA splicing, via spliceosome. The transcript has 3 exons. The record is from RefSeq and is a predicted model, not a curated record. NCBI's taxonomy places the organism in Eukaryota, Fungi, Ascomycota, Eurotiomycetes, Eurotiales, Aspergillaceae. Gene Ontology annotation, molecular function: protein tag activity. Gene Ontology annotation, cellular component: nucleus; cytoplasm.
AUGGGUGAUAGAGCCAGAAGUCGGUCCCCGAACCGGCGAGAUGGUGAUCGACGUCCCAAGAAGUCUGGGGGCUUUCGAUGGAAGGAGAAGCGUCGCGACGAUGAUUCCCGCGGCGAUGAGCGACGACUAGACCGUGGAUACCGAGACCGAGACGAGCGCCCAAGAUCCCCCCGCCGAGACCGUGAUGGCGACCGCUACGGGGAUCGCAACCAAGAUCAGGGCCGUGACCGUGACCGCGCCGACCGCGACCGCGACCAACGACGGGACGAGCGUGAUACACCACGGGAAGAUCGUGCAGAGAAGAAAGAGAAGAAAGAGAAGAAGAAAAAGAAGCCUGUUGUGCCACAGUCCUCAGAACCCAUGAUUAUUGUCUAUGUGAAUGAUCGGUUGGGUACCAAAGCUGAGAUCCCCUGUUUGGCCUCAGAUCCAAUCAAGCUCUUCAAAGCCCAGGUGGCUGCCCGAAUUGGUCGAGAACCACAUGAGAUCCUAUUGAAACGCCAAGGCGAACGCCCUUUCAAGGAUCAGCUGACACUGGAAGACUAUGGAGUGAGCAAUGGGGUACAACUUGACUUGGAGGUUGGAACAGGAGACUAA